AAACAAAACCCUUUCCAGUUUCCCCGCUUAGCUUGGUUGAAUCAGAAACAAGUCUGAGUCACCGGAAGACGUUAUCGGAGUCAGCACUGGACCCAACUAGCCGGUAGAAGUCAUCGACCGCCAUAAUAAUUAUGGAUCUUCAUUAUCAUCUCUAGCCUUAAUCAUGACCAUAGUUCUCAAGUUUCUUAGAGUCACCUCCAUGCAGUCAAUAUAUGGCGCUGUUGUUCUUGUUCGCGACCCCUCUUGCAUAUGUUGUCCACGAACUUUCAUUUCUUCUUUAGCAAAUUGUCACUCUGGAGAAGAAGCUAGCAACUUUUGGCGUAAACAACAAUCUCAAGACCUUACGAGGUCUGUGGACAUUCUUACUGCAAAAAUCGGCAAAGGAAGUAGCGAGGAAGACGUUCUCCUGUCUCUAAUCGGUGAUGAAGUUGUAAAUGGUAUUCAUCCGUCUCAAGAGCUUGUUAAUAGGUUGCUAUGUCGGUAUAAGGAUGAUUGGAAGUCUGCGUUGGGGAUAUUCAAAUGGGCUGGUUUGCAUACAAACUUUAAACAUUCUCAAGAAUCGUAUGAUAUGAUGGUAGAUAUAUUGGGUAGAAUGAAGGUGAUGGCAAAGAUGAGAGAGAUCUUAGAAGAAAUGCGUCAGGAGAAUCUCGUCACUCUCGAUACUAUAGCCAAAGUAAUGAGAAGAUUUGUUGGGGCAAAACAGUGGAAAGAUGCUGUGAGGAUAUUUGACGACUUACAGUUUCUUGGCUUGGAGAAGAAUACGGAAUCCAUGAAUGUGUUGCUUGAUACUCUAUGCAAAGAGAAAUUUGUUGAGCAGGCUCGUGAAAUUUACUUGGAACUGAAGCAUCACAUUGCUCCAAACGCUCACACGUUUAACAUAUUGAUUCAUGGAUGGUGCAAAAUCCGACGUGUUGAGGAGGCAGUUUGGACAAUCCAAGAAAUGAAAGGUUAUGGUUGUCGCCCUUGUGUUAUUAGUUAUUCCACCAUCAUUCAAUGUUAUUGUCAAGAACAGAAUUUUGACCGGGUCUAUGAACUUCUUGAUGAAAUGCAAGCUCAAAAUUGCUCUCCCAAUGUGGUCACUUAUACUACUAUCAUGUGUGCUCUGGCAAAAGCAGAAAAAAUCGACGAAGCUUUGCAAGUAGUUGAUAGAAUGAGCUCUACCGAAUGUAAGCCUGAUACUCUUUUUUACAAUUCGUUCAUUUAUACGUUGGGGAGAGCAGGUAGAAUAGACGAUGCUAUGCAUGUAUUCAAAGUUGCGAUGCCGAAAGCAGGUGUGACCCCAAAUACAUCCACCUAUAAUUCAUUGAUUUCUAUGUUUUGUUACUAUGCACGAGAAGAGAGAGCUUUUGGCGUUCUGAAGGAGAUGGAAGAGUCCGGCCUAUGUAAACCUGAUAUUCAGACUUAUCAUCCACUGAUCAAGUCAUGCUUUAAAAUGCGACAAGUAGAUAGUUUGCUAAAUGAUAUAUUAAAUGACAUGAUAGUUAAAUAUCAUAUUGGUCUUGAUCUUUCAACCUAUACACUGCUAAUUCAUGGGCUCUGUAGAGCAGAUAGAUGCAAGUGGGCAUUCGAUCUGUUUGAGGAGAUGGUCGAUCAAGAUAUAGUACCUAUGUAUAGAACUUGCCGUUUGCUCUUGGAUGAAGUCAAGCAGAAAAAUAUGUAUCAAGCUGUUGAGAAAAUUGAGAUACUUAUGAAGAAACUUUAAAUGCAAGUCUCUUUGAUAGAUACUGGUUCUUAAUGUAAUAGAAAACUCAAUCGAGAGUAUUCAAUAGACUUGGUUAUCUCCAACAUUCAAAUCCUCUCAAACACCACAGAUAAUCCUCUCUUUAUAUUAUUUAUUCCCUUUCAUUUAUAGCCUAUGAUCUCUCGAUUCCUUCUUGUUUGGUUGGAGUGACAGAGAAGAAAGUGGGAGAAGAGAAAGAAAGAGGUCAGAAGGAGAGAAUUGAGAAAGAGAAUGAGUUUCUUGUAACUUUAAUGAGAGAAAUACAAGAAAGAGAAGAAACAGAACUUUUGAGUAGGUAGAAGAAUGAGCCGAGAGAAAUGAUGUUUUUUGAAGGUUAAACUGCCCCUAAAACUAAGAAGCUUGAUCAGAAGACUCAAACCUGAAGUUGGUUAGGUUUGAUAUGUUGAAUGAUGAAGGGGAAGGUUACAACUAAAAUUCAGAAAUAAUGUCGUUGUAAAGUUUGAUUAUUUUCCAUUGAAGCACAGUUUCAAAGUUGUACGAGACUAUUCUUGCAGAGAGAUUGUAUAACCUAUUUAUGGAGUAUUUUGAUAUGGAUUCUUGAACAUAGAACAAAUGAUGAGUUUCAAGCACCCUCAAAGAAACAGGUUCAGUAAGUGUUGAGUCAUUGUCAUUCUCUAGUCACUAUAGAGUACAAACAUUACAGUAUCAACUAACAGAUUUUUAUUGAAACUCAGCGAUAACAGAGAAAUGGUGGUAUCGAUAAACUUGUUUUGAUGUUCUCUUUGUAAUACACUGUAAACUGCAAUACACUGUAAACGAUACUCUUUGGUGUUAGAAUUUUACUCAGAUACAUCUUGGUCAGUUCUCCUUGUAUCUCGUCUCUCCCAAAGUAGUAAGAUUUUCUUUUCUCA
Vicia villosa (hairy vetch) is the source of this 2592-nucleotide messenger RNA. Its product is annotated as pentatricopeptide repeat-containing protein At3g04130, mitochondrial. The transcript is spliced from 2 exons. The coding region runs from base 164 to 1702 and encodes 512 amino acids. NCBI's taxonomy places the organism in Eukaryota, Viridiplantae, Streptophyta, Magnoliopsida, Fabales, Fabaceae. The record is from RefSeq and is a predicted model, not a curated record. Gene Ontology annotation, molecular function: protein binding.